Molecule: messenger RNA, 3252 nt
Organism: Cyprinodon tularosa
Lineage: Eukaryota; Metazoa; Chordata; Actinopteri; Cyprinodontiformes; Cyprinodontidae
Product: zinc finger protein 260-like
Exons: 2
Coding region: 92-1675 (527 amino acids)
Biological process (GO): regulation of transcription by RNA polymerase II
Molecular function (GO): DNA-binding transcription factor activity, RNA polymerase II-specific; RNA polymerase II cis-regulatory region sequence-specific DNA binding
Source: RefSeq, a predicted model, not a curated record
GGUUAGCGGAAGUACAACAAAAUGAGCUCGUAUAAACAAAGCUAGAAGACCUGCUUGUUUUCGUAACUGCAAAAAUAUUUCAGCAGUAAAAAUGUCUCCAGUUCAGCAUCUGAGAGAGUUUAUCCGAGAAAGACUAACUGCUGCAGCUGAAGAAAUCUUCACAGAGGUUGAAAAAACCAUCCUCCGCUAUGAGGAAGAAAACAGACUGAUGGAAAUCUGCAGGAAACCCCAAAUAAAUCAUCACAAAAUUGAACUCCAUGAGCAAUAUGGAUCCAGUCAGGUGGAAACUGUGGCCAUCGAACAUGGCCAUUCGUCCCGUCAUAACCAAGGUGAAGUAGUAGCCCAAUGGACUGGAAAUGAUCAGGUGGAACCAAAACAUUCCUCUCCUCUUAUUAAAGAAUUUAGGGAACCAGGACCUCUGUGUGUUAAAGAGGAAGAAGAACAUCUACUUUCUCCAUUGAUCAAAGAAGAAAACGUGGAACCCGAGUUCACAUGGGCUACAGAAAAAAAUAAGGAACCAGAUUUGCAACUGAUGGAGGACCACAAUGAGCCAAGACCUCAGUUGAGCAAAAUGGAUGAGAAGGUAGCAGAAUCUCCACAGCUUGAGUUAAAGGAAGAAAUUAAUUAUUCACUACCUAAACAUGAACAAUGGCUACUAGAACAUUUAUCUGUUACACAGAACCAGAAGGACCUACACAACAGUUGGGAGGAGGAGCAGCUUGUCCAGAAGCAGUCCAGUAGUUUGAUGGAGACUUUUACUCUUCAUGAAGAGGAUUUGCAUGAAAGAGAACCAAUAACUGAGGAGCUUUCCUUUCAAUUCUCUCAUGUAGUUGAGACUAAAGUUCAGGAAGGAUGCAGCUACAAUGGGCCUGAGACUCGGUCUCAAAUUGAGACAAACAAAAAGUCUUUCCAAUGUGACAUUUGUGGGAGAUCCUAUAUGAAUAAGUCUACCAUGAAACGCCAUUACAGAAGCCACACAGGUGAAAAACAUUUUACAUGUACGACAUGUGGAAAAAGUUUUUCUCAAAAUUGUGAUUUAAAUUCUCACAUCAGAACCCACACAGGUGAGAGGCCUUUUCCAUGUAAGACAUGUGGAAAAAGUUUCUCUAAAGUUCACAAUCUAAAGGCUCACAUCAGAACCCACACAGGUGAGAGGCCUUUUCCAUGUAUGACAUGUGGAAAAAGUUUCUCUUGUACUCGAAGUUUGAAGGAUCACAUCAGGACACAUACUGGGGAAAGACCUUUUCCAUGUAAGACGUGUGGGAAAGGUUUUUCUCGGAUGAGUAGUUUAAAAUACCACAUCAGGACUCACACAGGUGAGAAACCUUUUCCAUGUAAAAUGUGUGGAAAGAGUUUCUCUCAGAUCUGUGAUUUAAAUACUCACAUCAGAACUCACACAGGUGAGAGGCCCUUUUCUUGUGAGACAUGUGGAAAACGGUUCUCUAAAGUUUAUAAUUUAAAUGUUCACAUCAGAACCCACACCGGUGAAAGGCCUUUUUCAUGCAAGAUAUGUGGAAAAUGUUUCUCUUGUACUGGUAGUUUACAGGAGCACAUAAGAACCCACACUGGAGAGAGACCUUUUCCAUGUAAAACAUGUCCAAAAAGUUUCUCACGCUUGAGUCGUUUAAAUGAUCACAUCAGAACCCACACAGAUGAGAAACCUUUUCCAUGUUAGACAUGUGGAAAAUAUUUCCUUCAGACUGGUUAUUUAAAUGAUACUAUUACAACCCACUUGGAUGAAAAGCCUUUUCCGUGGAAGACGUGUGGAACAAGUUUAUCUCAAAGUAGUAAUUUCAAUGCUUACAAGAACACAGAAACAAUUGAGAACCAUUUAUGUCAAAUAUGUGGGAAAAGCUUUAUCGACAUUGAAUUACCACAUGAAAGAAAGCACAAUAAUGAGUAGUCCUCAUUAGACCUGACAUGCAUUUAAAAUUUAAAUUUAAACUAACUAGUAAUUUCUUUUUUUUUCUUUUUUUUUAACAAAGGAGUGCUUUACAAAGUAUGCUUAGUGUGAGGGAUUGAUAGAAAUAAACUGAAUUGAAUUGAAGUGGCCUUCUAUUCUGACAAAAAAGGACUCAUUUUCAUUUACUGGGACAAAAAGGCAGCGUUCACCGUGGCUUUGAAAGCUAAUAAACAUACAUAAACCUACAAUUCUUUAUGAAGAUUGGUUAGUUUGCAGGAUCUACUUUUAUGCCUUGUACAGUAACAAGCGACGCUGCCUAAUUUAGCUGAAUGGAAAAAGUUAGCUUUACGCUAAUUUAGGCAGUACAGAUCACUUGUCAAUGAGAAACUUUCUAACUUCGGUAUCCCGUUUAAAAUCUCUUCUUUACUAACACCUUCCACCUGAGGAAUGCUUGCUUCAUGUUCGUUCUUGGUUUUUGGUGUCUCUGGUUUUGUCGUGUUUUAAGUUCUCUUUUUCACUUUUUUUGGAGAUGGUGAAACCGUUGCUCGCUGCUUCAUAUGCACUGUUCCGCAUUACACUGCUGUAGUGCAGAUUUUCACUUGUUGGGUUAGCAUCUCCAAAUGAUCUUCAACGCCGCCUCUUAAUUACAUUGAAGUGUCUGCAAGGUAAAAAUUUAUUUUUAAAUGCAAUCUUUGAUUUCAGACAGUUAAAAAAAGAGAAAUUGUUACACAAUAUCCCUUUAAACUGGCAUGACCUAAGUUCUGAUGAUGUUAAGGCUUAAUCUGUUUUCAAUGAAAUUGUUACUGAUAGGGAAUGCAAAAUGUGGUUUUUUGGGUUUCCAUCCAGUUCUCAGGUCAGUUUUGAGCAAACUUUUCCAACUAAGUUUUUAUGUUUUAUUGUAUACUUUGUCUCAUUUUUUGUUUUCAAAUCAUUACUGCUUUACUCUAUACAUUUUAGGCUUUUGAAAAUGUUUUACUAUUUAUUUUAGUAUGUAAUUAGGUAACUAAGCUCUACUUGAAAGUGAUGUGUUGAUGUAUUAUAAUGCCGAUUUCAAAUAUGUCUCUUUGACAUCAAUACUUGGAAGCACAUUCUAAUACCCGUUUCCCAAUGGCCAAAAAACACCAAACAUGUAAGCUUGCGAACUAUCGGCUUUUAGUGGAUCUGGGAACUACUCACUGACCCGGGUCAAACAACUCAACAAGUCACUUGGGUUGAAAUCACCCUCAAAAGGCUUGGCUCUGAUCGGUAUUCAACGUCAACGCCUGUCAACAUUUGUUGCAUGUCUUUCCUCUCUGACCUCCUUAUUUCCUGUCUGUUGACUCUUAAAUAAAGGCAACUAAAAUAAUCAA